Pseudonaja textilis is the source of this 1302-nucleotide messenger RNA. RefSeq names its product protein interacting with cyclin A1 (gene PROCA1). Lineage: Eukaryota; Metazoa; Chordata; Lepidosauria; Squamata; Elapidae. The record is from RefSeq and is a predicted model, not a curated record. Gene Ontology annotation, biological process: arachidonate secretion; phospholipid metabolic process. Gene Ontology annotation, molecular function: A2-type glycerophospholipase activity.
CGGCAGGAGGGGAGCAGCAGUAGGCGCCGCGCACCAUGGGCUUGGUGGUGCUGGCGGCGGCGGCGGCGGCGCUACUGGCGGUGUCCGGAGCCGGCCUGCCUCCUUGCUCGCUGGACAGCCCGGGCAGCGACGGGCGGCUCUGCGCGGAAACCGGCCCGGCGGCUUUGGAGCUGCUGCGCGGCCGGGGCGCCUCGGAGCGGCCGCGGGAUGCGGGCUGGGCCGGGGGUCGUCGUCGGGCCAAGCGAGGCUUCACCUACCCGGGGACCCUCUGGUGCGGCGCCGGAGACAUGGCGGAGGAUUACGAGCAGCUGGGAGAACACCAGGAGACGGACAGGUGUUGCCGGGAACACGACCAUUGCCAGCACCUCAUCCAUCCCUUCACCUACAAGUACGGCCACCGUAACCUGCGCUGGCACACCAUCAGCCACUGCGACUGCGACAGGAGGCUGAAAGACUGUCUGAGCGCCGUGAACAGCACCGCUUCCCGCGUGGUGGGACAGGCCUUCUUCAACAUCAUCCAGGUGCCGUGUUUUGAGCUGGUCUACCAGGAAGCCUGCGUGGAAUCUUACCUCUAUGUCUGGUGCAGGAACUACAGCCGGACGGCCGUGGCGGUUCUGAAGGAGCCGGUGAUGUUUGACUACGGAGGAGAGCGCAUCGACGUCCCCGCCACCCGCCGGCCCCAACCGGCCUCUUCCACCACCACCACUCCGCCCCCCCAGACCCCCUCCCGACCCUGGGGGACCCCUCUUCCCCCUCCCCCCUGGCAGCCCAGCCGGGCCAGGGGGAGCCCCUCGCCCCCCAGGCUUCGGAAGGGCAAAGGGAAGCAGGGAGGCCGAGGCCAGCAGGGGAAGGGGGCGAAGAAGCGGAGGAGGAAAAAAGGCCCCUGGGACCGGGUGCGAACCCCGCUCGCCCCCCAGCACCCCCCCACUGGGGAGGGACACCCCCCCAAGCAGCUGGCUGUGCGGGGACUGGGGAAGGGGGGCGCCCAGGCCCCCCCCACGGGGCAGGGGGACUCUUUCAAUGCCAUCUUGAGCGACGAGCCUGGCCGAGGGGGGAGCCAGCCGGAUGCUGCUGCUGCUGCUGCUGGUGGUCUGCCUGAGAGCAUGCAGACGGUCCCGCCAAAGGGCCAGCCCACCACCAGCCCAUCCGGGGUGAGGAAGACGAAGAGGGGGAGGAGGAAGAGGAGGGGGAAGCUGCAGAAGGAGGAGGAAAGCUCGCCACGACGCCAGAAGCUCUCCAUGCCUGGCAGAGACUUGGAGGAGGGAGGGGGGGCAGCGUAAAGGAGGAGCAAAGCGCCCCCCC